Trichoderma gamsii is the source of this 1014-nucleotide messenger RNA. Its product is annotated as glycosyl Hydrolase Family 88. The transcript has a single exon. Lineage: Eukaryota; Fungi; Ascomycota; Sordariomycetes; Hypocreales; Hypocreaceae. The coding region runs from base 1 to 1014 and encodes 337 amino acids. Gene Ontology annotation, biological process: carbohydrate metabolic process. The record is from RefSeq and is a predicted model, not a curated record.
AUGACUCUCGCAGAUGGCCGAGUUAUAGACACAAAAGGAUGGAACGAUUGGGAAUGGACGCAUGGCAUUGGCCUCUAUGGGAUAUGGCAUUACUACCAGAUUACUGGUGAUGCAAAAUAUCUACAGAUAAUCGAAGACUGGUUCCAGAACAGAUUUGACUCAGGCGGCACGACAAAGAAUAUCAACACUAUGGCAGCCUUUCUUACUUUGGCCUACGUUUAUGAGAAGACAGGAAAUACCACUUACUUUCCUUGGUUAGACAGCUGGGGGGAAUGGGCAUAUCACGACUUGAAGCGAACCAAAUUUGGAGGCAUGCAACACAUUACAUAUCUGGAAGAAAAUGACCAACAGUUAUGGGAUGAUACCCUCAUGAUGACCGUGUUGCCUUUGGCCAAAAUCGGACUGGUGCUGGGUCGCCCCCACUACGUGAAAGAAGCAAAGUAUCAGUUUUUACUCCAUCUUCAGUAUCUGUUUGAUACCAAGACGGGCCUCUUUUUCCAUGGAUGGACUUUCAAUGACGGAGGCCAUAACUUUGCGUCAGCAAGAUGGGCGCGCGGAAAUAGCUGGCUCACUAUUGUUAUCCCGGAAUUCCUCGAAUUGUUAGAUCUAGCUUCCGACGAUCCGUUUCAUAUCCAUCUCAAGUCUGCAUUCACUGCACAAUGCGAGGCUCUAAAAACUUUGCAAGCCCCAAGCGGGCUUUGGCGCACAUUAUUGGACCACUCGGAAGAAGAAGGGUCGUACGUGGAAUCUAGUGCAACAGCUGGUUUCGCCUUCGGUCUGUUGAAGGGGCAUAGGAAGCGUUUUAUUCAGUCGGACCAUCGGGAAGUCGCAUUCAAAGCUGUACAAGGCGUUUUGAAGAACAUCAGUUCAGAUGGGCAAUUACUAAACACGUCCUUUGGAACAGGCAUGGGAUCUAACUUGGAGUUUUACAAAAAGAUUCCGAUCACGCCUAUGCCCUAUGGCCAGGCAAUGGCAAUUCUAGCGCUGGUUGAAGUUUUGAAAGUCUUCAUAUAG